CUUCGCCAGACCAAGUCUCGCACUCCUUUGCUUGCAGUAUUGCCUUUGCCGCAGGAAAUCGUCACAUCCGCCGAAAUGUCUUGGAGGUCUCAAGGAAUCACAGGCUCGAACAACAUCCCGCUGGGGAAGCCGCGGCAUUUUGGCGCCGAGGAGGAGGAUGGCAUCAUCGAAGAACGCGAUCUCAAGCGUGGCCGCGAUCCUGAGCCUCGCAGCGAGGCCGACGGCCCUCGUCGUCGAAAGAAGCGCAACCGAUGGGGCGACGCGUCGGAGAACAAGGCCGCCGGCCUUAUGGGGCUGCCGACAGCCAUUCUGUCGUCCAUGACGAGCGAGCAGCUCGAGGCCUACACUCUGCAUCUUCGCAUUGAGGAAAUCAGCCAGAAGCUUCGCAUCGACGACGUCGUCCCCGCGGAUGGUGAUCGAUCCCCCUCACCUCCUCCCCAGUACGACAACCAUGGUCGACGUAUCAACACUCGGGAAUACCGCUAUCGCAAGCGUCUCGAGGACGAACGCCACAAGCUGGUUGAAAAGGCCAUGAAAACCAUUCCCAACUAUCACCCGCCCCAGGACUACCGCAGGCCUACAAAAACCCAGGAGAAAGUCUACGUGCCUGUUAACGACUACCCGGAGAUUAACUUCAUUGGUUUACUCAUCGGACCCCGUGGUAACACACUAAAGAAAAUGGAGAAUGACUCUGGUGCCAAGAUUGCCAUUCGUGGCAAGGGCUCCGUGAAAGAGGGCAAGGGUCGCUCUGAUGCAGCUCACUCCAGUAACCAGGAGGAGGAUCUUCACUGUUUGAUCAUGGCAGAUACCGAAGAAAAAGUCAACAAGGCGAAGCAGCUCAUCCACAACGUCAUUGAAACUGCGGCUUCGAUCCCCGAGGGUCAAAACGAGCUCAAGCGUAACCAGCUUCGAGAGCUCGCGGCGCUCAACGGAACCCUUCGAGACGAUGAAAACCAGGCUUGUCAAAACUGUGGUAAGAUUGGACAUCGUAAAUACGACUGCCCCGAGCGACAAAACUUUACGGCAAGCAUCAUCUGCCGCGUUUGCGGUAAUGCCGGCCACAUGGCUAGGGAUUGUCCAGACCGCCAGCGAGGCGCCAAUUGGCGUAAUGACGCUGGUGGCCGUCCUGCAGGUAGGAUCGGAGGUGGCGAUGCCGUCGACCGUGAAAUGGAGCAACUCAUGCAGGAACUUGGCGGCGGCUCAGGAGCUGCCCCUGCGCAAAUCGAAGCCGGCCCGAGCAGCAACAAUUACAACGGGAACAGCGAAGCGAAGCCAUGGCAGAGAGGACCAACCGGCGGACCUGCACCCUGGAGAUCCCGCAACCAGGAUUCUAACGAAGGAGGCAGUGGAGGACCGGCACCUUGGGCUCGAGACCGCAAUCGCGGCCAUGAUCACAGCAACGGCAACGGCCAUAGCAACAGCCAUGGUGGCGGCGGCGGCGGCGGUGGUGGUGACAACAACUACUAUGGCCACAACAACUACGAGUCGUCCUCAGGAGGAGCAGCCCCUUGGCAUCAGCAGCCUCAACACGGAGCUUCGCAACACCAGGCUCCUGGAAUGGGUGGGUAUCCCAACUAUGCUGCGUACGGCGCAUACGGUGCUGCACCGGGUAUGGGUGCGCCUCCUGGUCUCCCUCAAGUUGGCGGUGCCGGUCUCUCGGCUCCCCCAGGUCUAGGCCCCUUGAAUGCCCUCAUCCAGCAAUAUGCAGGAUCUGCUCCUCCUCCGCCACCGCCCUCAGGAGAUGCUCCUCCGCCUCCUCCAAGCGAUCAACCCCCUCCACCUCCGCCCCCUGGCGCGUAAUCAUCGGCAGCGUAUUACUUGGGUAGCUACUGAUGCUCAAUUACUUGCAACAGACUGUAGUAGGGCAUUAAGGUAAUACCAGACCUUGACUGACGAAUUUUCGACGGAUUGUGUUGAUUCCAGCUUCUCAAAACAAGAAAAGAAUGAGAGAGAGGUACUUACUUGGUCCGAGGCUUAGGGUUUUCAUAUAACGGCUUCUCCAGACUGUAUGGCUUCGUAGUAGGCCUUGUUUAUGUUUUGUCCGUUGAAGAAGCAGACUAAUCGCACAGGCUCUUGCAUUUCCAAUUCUUAAAACUCGCUUAAUAUAUGUACCAAUUGUAGCUAUAUGGAACAAUGUCCUAUUUCUUAGAA
Molecule: messenger RNA, 2151 nt
Organism: Trichoderma atroviride IMI 206040
Lineage: Eukaryota; Fungi; Ascomycota; Sordariomycetes; Hypocreales; Hypocreaceae
Source: RefSeq, a predicted model, not a curated record